Rhagoletis pomonella (apple maggot) is the source of this 1131-nucleotide messenger RNA. RefSeq names its product putative nuclease HARBI1. Bases 601 to 1131 code for a protein of 176 amino acids. The transcript has 2 exons. The record is from RefSeq and is a predicted model, not a curated record. NCBI's taxonomy places the organism in Eukaryota, Metazoa, Arthropoda, Insecta, Diptera, Tephritidae.
GAUUUAAAUGAAAAACUAAAAAUGAGUGCUUUAAUUGCGUUUGCUACCAUAUUUAUGGAAACUGAGGAGCAUGCAGAAGAAGCCCUUAAUAGAAGAAUACUGCGGGAGCAUUCCAAUCGAUUAGAGGUUCCUGAAUCGGUGUAAGUAUGUAAUAUUUGCAAGAAGUUCAAAUGUUCAACAAAUUUCGUAGUUUCGUGGUCGAAUUCAGAGUCAACAAAGAUGCCUUUAUUAUGCUGUUGAACGUUGUUGACCCUCACAUAAAAGGCACAUCCAUUCCAACGCAACUGCAACUGGUAGCUACUUUGAGAUUCUUAGCUGAAGGCGGUUUUCAGAAAGUAGUGGGAAAAGAUAGCUACAUUGCAAUGGGGCGAAGUACGGUGGCUAAAGUAACAAAACGACUGCUCAAAAUUUUAGAAAGGCAUUUAUGUCCACAUUGGAUUGACGGAAGAUGAGCUGGCUAAAUCGAAACAACAUUUCCAGCAAAAAUUUGGCAUUCCGGGGGUUAUUGGAUGUAUAGUCGGAACGCAUAUACAAAUAACAAAGCCACAUAAAGAGCACAGUCUUUUUUAUAACUGAAAAGGAUAUUUUAGUAUCAAUGCAAUGAUCAUUUGUGACUACAAUAUGGUUAUCAAAGCACUUGAUGUUCGCCGCCCCGGAUCAAGCCAUGACGCUUUAAUUUGGAGUGUUAGUAGAGCUCAGGACUAUUCCCAGCGGCGAUACGAAAACGGAGAUCGGUCUUGGCUCUUGGGUGAUGCUGGUUAUGCUCUUCAACCAUAUUUGCUAACACCAUACCGAGACCCACAUGUUGGCACAGCACAUCAUACUUUUAAUCAAAAACAUUCUUCGACACGCAACGUUGUUGAGAGAACGAUAGGUGUUUUAAAAAGCCUGUUUAGAUGCCUAGCUCGCUGUCUUCAAUACCAACCACAAAAGGUGGUACAAAUAGCAAAUGUUUGCUGCGCUUUGCAUAAUGUUUGCAAACACUACAAAGUGCGAGAGUUAAUUGAGUUUGACAUUGAAGACGAUGAAAAUGAAUCUGCUGUUGCUGAGGAAUUAUUAACCGAGUCUACACUUGAUGAGGCGAUAAUGAUACGAGAGAAUAUAGCCACUCACCUUCAUACAAAUACCUGA